This is a messenger RNA of Bactrocera neohumeralis, 1635 nucleotides long. RefSeq names its product putative protein tag-52 (gene RhoGEF4). Gene Ontology annotation, cellular component: cytoplasm. The record is from RefSeq and is a predicted model, not a curated record. Gene Ontology annotation, molecular function: guanyl-nucleotide exchange factor activity. Lineage: Eukaryota; Metazoa; Arthropoda; Insecta; Diptera; Tephritidae. The coding region runs from base 27 to 1631 and encodes 534 amino acids. The transcript is spliced from 5 exons.
UUGUUUUGAAUUAACGUUUCUGAAAAAUGAUAUCUGCAGCUGCAAGUAGAAAGAGUCCUUUUGGGAAUAAAAAUGAGCCUUUCCAAGUGCCGUCAGCCAUGCUCAACUUAAAUAGAGAACUCCAUCAAGUUCUACAAGAGCGUAAUCGGAUGAAAAUUUGUAAUACGAGAUUAUAUGGCAGUGGAUUAUCGCAAAAAAAUGAGCGGGAAAAAAUAAAAACUUUAAGGUUUAAGGCUGUGGAUGAAAUAAUUUCAUCUGAAAGAAGUUACCUUCGCCAAUUGGAAGUUCUUAUGAACUAUUUCAUUAAACCUAUUAAGUUACAUACAUUCAUUGAUGAUCGUAACCAUUCUUUCUUAUUUGGACAAAUUGAAAUGAUAUAUAAUUUGAAUGGGGAAUUACUGCGUGAGUUGGAAGAAAAUAAAGAUAAAGUUGCAAAAGCCUUUCUUAAGAUGGCUCCAUUUUUAAAAUUGUAUUCUGUUUACGCCUUUGAUUUCCAAAAUGCACUGCUUUUGCUACAGGAAAUUUCGAAUAAAAAUCCGGCUUUUCGCAAAUUUGUUGUCCAGACUGAGACACGUCCUGAAGUACAACAAACUUUAAAUUCCUUGAUGAUAAUUCCAAUACAACGCUUACCUCGAUAUAAAUUACUUUUAGAACAAGUACUUUUGUAUACAAGCCCAUCUGAGACUGAUUUUAAAUUGUUAAAAGAUUCUGUAAAGCAAAUCACAUCAAUUGUAUCUCAUAUAAAUUCAUGUGUGGAGGAUCAAGAAGUAACUUUAAUGCUUCUUAAUUUACAAAACUCGCUUUUGAAUCGAUCACCUAAAAUUGUUAAACCUUCAAGGAAAAUUGUUAAAGAAGGACUACUGCAUAAAAUUUCUCGGACUGGAUCUCAGAUAAAACGGUAUUGUGUUCUAAUGUCUGACAUAUUUUUGUACUGUAAAAUAUUAAAGGAUCGUGAAAUAAACACUACGGUAGAAAAUGCUUUGGAGUGCUGUUGCAUUUUUCCUUUGAAGAAGUGUAAAGUGUAUGAACUGUUCUCAGACAGUUUUAAAAUUACUUGUCAAGGCGAUGCUGUAAUAUUCAGUUCAUCGGAUAUACAACUUGUACAUUCAUGGAUAAACAGUAUUCGGGAUACAAUAGAUGUACAUAUCCAGUGUAGAAAGACAUUGCGAAAGGAAUCUAGUAAACGCAAACCUACCAGGAAGAAGAAUAUUAGACAUUUUGAAAACGAUUACCCAAGCAGAAAAAUAUCGCAACACGUAAAACGCAAAAGUUACCUGGAAAUUGACGAUAAAGCAAUUGGCUGUUUUCCGUUCAAGAAAAAUCGCUAUCAGUCAAAUAUAAACUUAGCGGUUUUACCGGUCGAAUGCAGCAAUAGUGAAAGUGAUAUUAAACGCAAAGGGAGUUCUGGAUUUAAUACUACGACACUUUUAGAGAAUCAAAAUUUGAUCACGGUACCUUCACCACAGCAAGAACAUGACUAUGUUGUGCAACAACCCCUUCAUAAACGAGUAAAAUUUGAUUUCAAAGAAAAUAAUACAUGUUACACAGAUGAGAAAUUUGUAACUAAAAAUUUUGAUACAAAAGUGUCUUUGACUGAUAAAAUAUAUAAGUUUUUUGCUAAUUUAUUUUAACAUA